CUGCGCCUGCGCAGAUCGCGUCGCUCACCGCAGACGCGCGUCAACAUUUCAACAUUUUGAACGUUCGACGUUGCCUCCGCGGAUGCUCCCAGGUUCAAGUCAUCUUUAUUUACGUAUUGCUGCUUUCUUCGAUAUGGAAAAUGACAGACGGGGGAAACAUGAUGUUGCCUCCAUUCCACUUCCUGGUCCGUAACUGAUUCGAUCCUCAGGAAGAAGACAGCCAUUUGUAGACGAUGGACGACAAGCGCAAGAAACGCAGCCCCAAAGUGUCCCUCCCGCAGCCCCCGCCUCCUCCCGUCAACCCACGCAAGCUCUCCGUCCUGCCUGCCAGCAAAAGCGCCACCUUCUCUCUCGGCCUGCCACAGCCGCCGUCCCCGAAAAACCGAGGCAAGUGCAAAAGGUCGGCAGGGGCUACGGGACAGCCCAAAGAGGGGCUGGCGGGCGUGGUGGCUCCGCCCAAAACUUGCAGGACCCACAAGGAAAAACCCAGGCCCCCCCAGCCCGCAGGGUCCAACAAAGUAGUACAGUCUUCUCCCCUGCAGCACUCCUUUCUUACCGAUGUCUCGGAUGUGAGAGAGAUGGAGGGAGGCCUCUUGAACCUCCUCAACGAUUUCCACUCGGGCAAACUGCAGGCAUUUGGUAAAGUGUGCUCCUUUGAGCAACUGGAACACGUGCGCGAGAUGCAGGAGAAGCUUGCGCGACUUCACUUCAGCAUGGACAGCCGGGUGGAGGAGCUUUCCGAGGACCAGAGGAAGUGCGCCUCAGACCGCAACCUGGAGCACCUGCUCUGCAACCUGGAGGACCUCAGCACCUCAAUACAAAAGCUCCACUUGGCCGAGAACCAGGACCUGCCCAAGACAUCUGCUCCCUGACUAAGUGAGGUGUUGAGAGGCCGUAAAAUCCCAGUCGACCCUGUUACCAUGACGUGGGCCGUGCGGUUGCCAUAGUAACGUGGGCAAGCAAAGGGAGGAGCUGUAUUCUUUCCAUUAAGCCACUGAAGGGGCGGAAACAAAACACUAUCAAACUCUGCAUAAGAAAUAUGAAGACAAUUAAUGAUUGAAAUCUGUUUAUUUAGUCAUCUAAAAGUAUGGGACUUUUUUUUUUUUUUUUUAAAUGGGUUCACAUUACAACUACCGGUACAUACUUUUGUUAAACAAUUUGUCUUUGGUAACAUUUUAAAUGGGAUGUAAAUAAAAUUUCAACAUAAGACAAUCUUCACUGGAAGACCAAAUGCACAUUUUAUGUAUUUCAGGAAUAUUUGAGGUAUGAAUACACAUUUGUAGUGUGAGUAAUGGACAAAUGUCAUUUUCUUUGUACUGUAUAUAGAAAUAUGAAAUGGCAGCUACUUCCACAGUUGAGUUAAUUUAAUAGCUGAGUUUUUGCGAGAUGAUGAGUGUUCCCUGCCAGGCAAUUUCAAGUUAUUGCUGGUGCAGGCCCUCAGCCCAUCCAAUUAUUUUGUGUCUAUUGUGAAUCUAUUAAUAAACACAUUUGGGAUUGAC
Syngnathoides biaculeatus (alligator pipefish) is the source of this 1499-nucleotide messenger RNA. It is a transcript of the gene ccdc28b, whose product is annotated as coiled-coil domain containing 28B. NCBI's taxonomy places the organism in Eukaryota, Metazoa, Chordata, Actinopteri, Syngnathiformes, Syngnathidae. The transcript is spliced from 6 exons. Bases 234 to 872 code for a protein of 212 amino acids. The record is from RefSeq and is a predicted model, not a curated record.